AUGGAUGAAUUUAAUACCGAAGAUAUUAUAGAGCCGAUUGGUUUAGGCUGCUCACUUGAAAGAUUUGUGGAAUGGAAAGAGAUUUUAGAUCUUGUCACUUCCUUAAAAGAAACAACAGAAGUCACAGAACAACCUGUAAAUGGUCGUUCAAGUGCAGAAAAACCUUAUGAAAGGUUUAGGUAUAUUGUCGAUCAAUAUAAAGAACAGCCUCAUUUAUUGGACACCUAUUUAUCUCAAAUUUUGGAUGAAAUAAUUUUCAUAGUAAGAGGAAAUAACUUUUGUGAAAGAAGUAAGCACCUAGCAUUUCAGUAUAUGCGUUUAAUUACAAAUGUCAGGGGUACAAAAGUUAUUCUGCAACAUUUGCCUCACUCUGCUCAAGAUUUAGAACCUGUCUUGACUAUGCUUGAAAAUCAAGAUGAAAAAGACAAUAAUAACUGGGAAACAAGGUACUGCUUAAUUCUUUGGUUAUCCAUCAUUGUGAAAAUACCAUUUCACAUGUCGAGACUAGAUAGCAAUGAUGUUGGCAAAGAUUCUACAGUUAUCCAAAGAUUAUAUAAUAUCUGCAAAAAGUAUGCAAUGGUCGUUGAUCUCUGUAGAGAUGCAUGUGCAUAUUUAACCUCUCAGUUCCUCACAAGAACAGACACGAAAGAUUGUUUGUUGCCAGAGUAUUUUCAGUGGGCAUGCGAUUUGAUCACUCAAGAAAACUUAAACUGGAUGCGUUUUGGACCUAUGCUAUCAAUUGCAGCUAUUUUGAAGUAUGGCAAAAGGGAGGAUUUACUCCCUUAUGCUCCAAAAUUACUGAAAACAAUGAUGACCAUGAAUUGGAAAAGUGAACCGUAUCGCUUGUGUAGAAAACUUGCCAUGAAAGUUAUUCAGAGAAUAGGCUUGACAUUUCUAAAAGCUCGUGUCAUUUCUUGGCGAUACAAGAGGGGUAUGAGAAUCCUUCCAAUUGACAUUUCACAAUGGCCCACCGGUGAUCAUAUCAAAACUCCUGCUCUCAACGUAAAGAAUGAAGAUGAAGCGGAGGAAGAUCUGGAAGUUCCUGCCGAAAUGGAAGAUAUUAUUGAAGAAUUAAUGCAGGGCCUGAGAGAUUCGGACAUUACUGUUAGAUGGUCAGCAGCCAAAGGAAUAGGACGAAUUAUGGGAAGGAUGACCAAACAGCUUGCGGAUGAUGUAGUUGUCUGUGUUUUGGAUCUUCUCAGCCCUCGGGAGAGUGAUUGUGCUUGGCAUGGAGGAUGCCUUGCGUUAGCAGAACUCAGUAAGCGAGGUCUUCUUUUACCUUCAAGACUUGAGGAAGUUAUUCCACUGGUAAAAAAAGCACUCCUGUAUGAUGAACCAUUAGGACAUACAUCUGUUGGAAGCCAUAUAAGGGAUGCUGCCUGUUACCUUGCUUGGACAUUUGCUAGAGCUUAUGACACCCAUGUUUUUGCUCCGUAUGUGCCUGAUAUUGCAAAUGCCCUUGUUGUUCUUACAUGUUUUGAUCGAGAGGUUAACAUACGUAGGGCUGCUUCAGCAGCUUUUCAAGAGCACAUUGGUAGGCAAGGCACUUUUCCUCACGGUAUUGACAUACUCACAGCUGCUGACUAUUUUACUGUUGGGGUUAGAACCAAUGCUUAUUUAAACAUAAGUGUUUAUAUAGCACAAUUUAAGGAAUACACUACUUCUCUCAUUGAUCAUUUGGUUGAUCGAAAAAUUGAACAUUGGGAUAUUGCCAUAAGGGACCUUUCGGCAAAAGCUUUGCAUAACAUGACUAAACAUGCCCCUCAGUACAUGCUUGAAAUUGUCUUGCCAACUUUGCUGCAGAAAACUAAUUCUAUAGAUGCAAAUGUCAGACAUGGUUCAAUUAUUUCAAUCGGAGAAAUUGUUUAUGCCCUUUCUCUAAUUGAUGAACUGUGUAUAGGAAAAGAAUUGGUGUGUGCUAUAAAUGAAAUUGUUAAAAAUGUGAAGAAAAAACACAUGUUUAAAGGGAUCAGCGGUGAGCUAAUGAAAAUAGCUUGUUGUCAGCUGAUUGACAGAUGUUCUUUGGCUAAGUUACCAGUUAAUGAUGAUCAAGUUAUCAGUAAGUAAA
Nezara viridula (southern green stink bug) is the source of this 2068-nucleotide messenger RNA. The record is from the annotation of a GenBank genome assembly. NCBI's taxonomy places the organism in Eukaryota, Metazoa, Arthropoda, Insecta, Hemiptera, Pentatomidae.